AUGGAAUCAAACCCAGCAGAUCAAAAACUUGACCUUGAGCGCGUGAGAGUGGCGGAAGAGCUGAAACCGUUCGAAGACAAGCUGUUCAGCAUUUUGCAUGACCUACUUCAACCAGGUCCGAUUAUUAAUGCUGCUGAAGCAGCCACAAAGAUUAACGAUCUUUUCCCUUCAAGUGAAGAUGAUACCGAGACUCCAGUUGAUGAGAAUGAUUCCGCAAAAGACCCGGAUGCCUUCUUGUGGUCUUUGUGGGGUCUGAUCAUCCAGGUUAUGAGAUUGGUUCCUCCUCAGCAUCCGGGUCAAACACGUAUGAUGUCUUUCAUGCAGUCUUUGGGAAAGCUACCAUCGAGAACACUGGAUAUUUGGGGUAGUGACCAGAAGCUUUGGUCAGAUUUCCCCAUUCUCCGACCUUGUUUGAGGGACCAUCUGGAGUAUAUUGGGGAACCUGAUCCUGAUGGCAUCUCAGAGUGGAUCAACCAAAACUCCUUCAUGGCCCGGAUUGUGGGAAAAGAACUCCUCAGCUGGGAUACAUUGAUCAUCUGGAUGUUGAGAGAUGCACUGGAAGACGACCUUCCGCAGGAGCAAAUCGUUAGAGAUUGUUACAUCUCCGUUGUAAGUGAGUGGAUCACACAUGCUGGGCAGACCAUCUAUAGGCAACUCAGCGACAAAGAGUUGAGCGAGCAGCAGAAGCGCGUGACAAGAGGCGGCAAAUUGUACCAUGGGAAGCUCGGUGUAUGCGCUGAGAGAUGGGGUUUCUGGAAACAGCGAGUGGGCGAGAUCAGCAAGGACGUGUCGAAAGAGCUACAACCUGUUGCCUUGGCUGUGGCAGACAGGAUGGAUGACAUUGAAGAGCUGGCUCGGAUUGAAAAGGAGAUGCGUGAAUGA
This is a messenger RNA of Penicillium daleae, 882 nucleotides long. Its product is annotated as DUF3632 domain-containing protein. Lineage: Eukaryota; Fungi; Ascomycota; Eurotiomycetes; Eurotiales; Aspergillaceae. The transcript is spliced from 3 exons. The coding region runs from base 1 to 882 and encodes 293 amino acids. The record is from RefSeq and is a predicted model, not a curated record.